Molecule: messenger RNA, 848 nt
Organism: Athalia rosae (coleseed sawfly)
Lineage: Eukaryota; Metazoa; Arthropoda; Insecta; Hymenoptera; Athaliidae
Gene: ATPsynD
Product: ATP synthase subunit d, mitochondrial
Exons: 3
Coding region: 116-628 (170 amino acids)
Biological process (GO): proton motive force-driven ATP synthesis
Molecular function (GO): proton transmembrane transporter activity
Source: RefSeq, a predicted model, not a curated record
CAUUCAGUACUGUGGCACCUGCAGGGUCAAUUUUCUAUCUUGUUUUAUCGCACUCGUUUCGCACUGAAAAUCUUCGCAUUUUCUCCCGCAUCACUUGCCCGUUAAUUUCUCAAAUAUGGCACGCAGAAUUGCUGGACCUACCAUAAACUGGGCAGCGAUCGCCGAACGGGUCCACGAGCUCGAGAGACCUUCUUACUUAGCUUUCAAAGCUAGGUCCGACCAAUAUCUUCGUCGAAUGCAGGCAAACCCUGAAUCAUUCCCAAAACUCGAUUGGGCGUAUUACAAGAAGAAUGUCGCUGUGGCUGGAAUGGUAGACAAAUUUCAGAAAGAGUUCGAUGCCUUGAAGAUUCCUUAUCCCGAAGAUAAAUACACCUCGGCGGUAGAUAACCAGGAAAAAGAAGCGUUAGCUGAGGUGAAACAAUUUAUCGCAGAAUCCAACAAGCGUAUCGAGUCUUACCAGGAAGAACUUGCAAAGAUAAAGAACUUGCUACCUUACGAACAGAUGACUAUGGAGGAUUUCCACGAUGCUCACCCAGACUUGGCUCUGAAUACUAAAGAAAGACCAACAUUCUGGCCACACACCGAAGAAACGCAGCUCACAGAAGAAGAACGUAAGAAUCCGUUUUAGACAAAUCCAAGUCCCUUCGAAGGGUGUAGUCUACAAUUGAGUGAAGGCAGACAUGGAGGAAUACCAAUUCAUUGUACCAUCUUUUUCAACGGCUCCACCCUAUAGUCAAGAAUGAGCUUUGUAGAAAUGGUAUUAAUAUUUUGGCAUUGAAAAUCGUCAGCUUCGUCGUUAUGAAACUAUAAAAAAGAAAAAUGAAUAAAAUAAACUCUAUCAAGAUUAA